UAUAGUCAAUGCUACACUGAGGACGUGUCUGCAGACACUGUUCAACGGCUGUGUGGGCAACAGCCACACAUCAACCAUUGUGUGGCAGUGGAUGUUCCCUACGGCUAUUCAGCGCAUUAUGGAUCAUGCACAACGACAACAACAACAACACACUCUUUCAUCCACAUCUACAUUACCCACAUCAUCUGCAACAACCACAGCCCCUACGCCUGCCCCACCUGCAACCGACCCGACAGCCACCGCUGCGUCACCCGCAACGCCCACCAGUGCAGCACACACUGCCAUGGCGAGUGAGGCGCAUGGGCUGCUGUGUCUGGUUGAGAGUCUAGUGCACGUGUGUGCCGUGUCACACGAGAGUGUGUACGACGACCUGUUAGGUGUGCAGGGGCAGUGGCUGUGGUGGGCAAUGGUUGCACACUGGGCCACCGUUCUCUUCAGCGACGACGAUGACGACAGCACUACUGAACCGUUGACUUGUGAUUGGAUGGCGUUGUUGACAGCUCACGCCAUAGACGGUGACCGAUUCCCCGCAGCGUACGAAGCACUGUCACACACACAGAGAGAUAUACACACAGACACGCACACAGACACACACAGAGAGAGAGACACACAGGACAUCACACACCCCACGGCAACGGAUGAGAGGGCAGCAGACGGCCAUACAGCCCACACAAUACGCACCAACCACCUCGUUCCCACCGUCCUGCCCUGGUUUUUGGUCCAAACGGUGGAAGAUGCUUCGCGAGUGGUCAUCAGCACUACAGCCGCCACAACACCCACAGCAACCGAUGCCAACGACAACAGAGUCAUACGACUCACACUACACACAGUCACUUACGUGGCACAGCAGGCGGUGAACUGUAUCCAGGCAGUGCUUGCAGAGGGAGAGUCUUUCUGGAGUGAUUUGGAAGCGAAGAAACCAUCGGCUGUGAUGGCACUCACUCGGCUCAAUGCAUUACUGGCGGCCAUGUGCGCAAUCACCGCCGCAGUGCACACCUACGGCAACCUCAUCCGGUUGCUAGGCAACGUGGCCAGCAGAAAUUCUCACGCACAAGACCAGCUGCGCGAAUCAGAAGGGCUGGUUCUAUUUUUAAAUCACUGCCAGUUGGACGACAGGAAUCCUUACAUCAAAGAAUGGGCCGUACUAGCCCUGCGCAAUGCUCUCGAGGGCAACAAACGCAACCAGCAACUGGUGGCAGGUAUGGAGAAGAACAAGGUAGUGGUUGACCCUGACUUGGGCAUGGAGGUUAACAUCGACCCGUCUACAGGCAAACUGAAGAUCAAGCGCGACGGCGAAGGCUCCAAACAACAGACCCACACCUCAGGUGCGUCAAAGGGACCCAACCAUCUGCCCACUGCGACAGGCCGCCCACAACAGCACACAGACGACACCACAACAGACACAGUAGACACACGCAGCACAACAGCACACGCAGUGACACACAGCCACGCACAGUGGAGUGCACAGAUGAACCCCAACGCACUCGCACAGGACGACCAUGGCGAUGAUGUGUGGCAGCCGCAGUCCGCAGACAGCGACGCCGACACUCACUCAACCGAUGGUGCAGAGAGCUGUGCUGACACGCACAUGGGUGUUGUGCUGCAGUCAGCGAAGUACAUCAGCGACAACAGCACACACGUACACGUAUUACCACACGGCAUUGCCAAGGCAGCCCACACCAUCGCCACACGCUCACAGACUAUCAACUACUCAACCGCCGCCUGGAAGCAACAUGAGCUGCAUCCAGAUGUGGCCGAUGAUAAUGCGCUCAAUUGGAUCUUUGUGAUUGAUACGCUCAACUUCUCCUUCUGGUCCGCUACAGACACGCUGUACACCGUCAUCUAUCGCAACAAGCCAUACACUGGUUAUUGGGCCUUGUGCGCGGCCAUCAACCGAGCACUGGACGAGGGCAUUCCCAUCACUACGCCAUCGUACUACGCACACAGUACCGAACAACAAGUGGCGCACGUGUUCCGCUCAGACUCAACCGAACCACCGCCACUGCUGCACUACCGCCACGAACACCUCACGCAAUGCGGGCAGGUGCUGCUAAAGGACUACAAGGGCAAGGUGUCUGAGUUGAUAGCGAGCUGUAACGGAUCUGCCGAAACACUCAUGAAUACCAUGGUCACCAAGUUCCCCUGCUACAACGACAUCAGCACAUACAGGGAGCGAGAGUGCGCUUUCUACAAACGUGCGCAGAUCUUCGUAGCUGAUGUGUGGGCGUGUUUUGAGCAGACGGGCUAUGGCCACUUCUCUGACAUCGAGUGCAUUACUAUGUUCGCCGACUACCGUGUGCCUCAGGUGCUGGUGUAUCUAGGACUGAUGGAGUAUACAGAGGAGCUGACCGCAGACAUGAAGAGUGGGUCGCUAUGGCAAACGGGAGAUCCCCGAGAAGCCGAAGUCCGGGGAUGUUCCAUUUGGGCGGUUGAAUUGGUGAAGCGAGAGAUGCGUCGACAGGGGUGUGCGAGUGAACUCAAUUCGAUCCUACUUGACUUCUAUCUGUGGGACUAUGCCAAACAGUACAGUCACGACAUGGCGCACGUGCCUAUUCAUCUGGUGCGCACUCGCUUCUAUUGA
This is a messenger RNA of Sphaeroforma arctica JP610, 2581 nucleotides long. RefSeq lists its product as hypothetical. Lineage: Eukaryota; Ichthyosporea; Ichthyophonida. The annotation marks the transcript as partial. The transcript has 13 exons. The record is from RefSeq and is a predicted model, not a curated record.